AUGUCUUUAGGAUUUGAGCUGUUACCAGAUGAGAACGACAACAUUCCAAGCUUUGAAAAAACCCAGUAUGAUGUCAUCGCUCUACGAGAGUACCAGAUAGGAGAUAUAGUCCUUGCCAAUAUCACUGUCACAGACGGAGACCCUGCGGGCUCGCCGAAUUCUGAGUUGACCUUCAGAUUUUUAACGCCGUCAGAUCUGUUUGAGUUCACAGACCCAACUCAAGGCAAUGUUUAUGUCAUAGGUGACAUCAGUAAUACCACCAUGUGGCAUAAUCUGACGAUAGUAGUCAGUGAUGGUGGAGAUCCAGCUAACAUAGCAACGGUUCCUCUCUCAAUCUUACUCAGAGUGGAGAAACCUAUCUUUCCUGAGAACGUCAUCAUUGUGGAUGAUGUAAUGGAGGAAGAGGAACCAGGCGUUGUAGUGGCUGUCAUCGAAGCCCAGGCCAAUAUCGGAGAUGUUAUUUUAUACACCAUAGUCAAUUCAACCGACCCAAGUGCCUUUACAAUGAAUACUACCGACAACGUAGCAACGAUCUACACGAAUAUGACUCUCGACCGUGAAUUAGUGGAAAACUACUCUAUCUCGGUCCAGGCCAACAUACAAGGAGCUACCCCGGAUGAAAACAAUCUACCGGAGCAGACUGGUCGGAGAAAGAGGCGCCAAGCAGAUCUCUUCUCAGAAGUAGCUGAGCCUACCGACCCAAACGUUGUCUACAUCUACGUGAACGUUGCAGACAUCAACGACAACGGACCAUACUUUCUCAAGGAGAACUAUUACGCUGGGGUCUCUACCGUAGCCAGGGUCGGGACACAGGUCAUUGCAGUUGAGGCCUUUGACGAUGAUGAAGGAGAAAACGGUGUAUCCACCUACUCCAUUGUCGCCGUGGUACAAGGAGAACCUUUGUUCAGGAUAGACCGAGCUACAGGGAUAUUCAGUACGACUCAGAGUCUUGAGGGAGAGGAAGCCGGCAGUCAGUUUGAAUAUACCGUCCUGGCAGAAGAUCCAAACAAUAACUUCACCAUAGCGGAGACCAUGGUCAAGAUAUCUCUGAUCGACAACUCCCAUCGUGCCAUCCUGGCUGGUAACAUCGACCCUGACCUCAUGAGAGAGAACCAGGACGCCCUCUCUGAAAUCCUAUCAGAGGCUCUCACUGCCGACGUGUACAUCGAGGAUGUGAGCCAGAGAGAGGUCGGUAAUGGUCUGGACCCGACGGGAUCGGACGUCCUCUUCUAUGCCCUCGACGCCAACGGGGACCCAAUACUAGGAAACGACAUGGUGGAGAUCCUUCUUUCUCAAAACACCUCACUCAAUGAGCGCUAUUCAACCAUUGUGGAGAAUAAGACAAUUACAGACAUCAGGAGACCGACCCAACCCACGACGGGCCCAGGAGUAUCCCCAGACGGUAAUGGACCUACUGUGGAAGCCAUCGCUCUCAUAUGCCUGGCUUGUGUGCUCUUCAUCUGUGUGGUCAUAGCCAUUGGCGUGGUCAUCAUAUCAUGGAAGAAACGAGAAAUGGAGAAAGAUAAAGCAGGGCGAAUGUAUCUCCCAUCAAUGUAUAACACAUUCAACCCUUAUGGAAAUGGUGAAGACUUGGAAAUAUCAAAUCCUGUAUAUUAUGAAGAUCAGUCCAAUCAAGCUGGUACACCUAGCUUUCUGGCGAGCGACCAGCUUGACGGGCAGUUUGAUGGUGAAACACAGGAACGUACUCUUGAGUUUGGGCCCGAGGAUGAGGAAGCUAUGGCUGUUGCUAACAGCAUCCUAGCUGGGACCAGUACCUUGCCAGAGGAUAAUCUCAUGAGAGGUAUGACAGCCACUUUACCCGGCAGUGCGGACCUGGACUCCCCCUCCUACAGCAAUCAAGGGACCCUCCCGGCCUACUCCAGGUCCGAAGAGCUCCCCUCGACCUUCUUCAGCCCGGGGACGGGGUACACCAACCACGCCCUCUCGGUGGAUGACGACCCGGACCUCAAGAGGGAGCUCUCAUCCUCACCGUACCAGACCAAGACCAACCCCCUCAUUGACAGGGAUGAGGAUCGCUCAUAUACAAACUCUGAGGCCUCUACCCCAUCCAUCCCAUCUAAAUCAACCUCCCCGUCAGGGACCUUUGACCCUCGAAAGCCCUACCCCGGCAGUCUAGCCGACUCUCAGACCCACAAUGACGUCCAUCUCCUCCGGAUGGGGCGAGCGGAUUCCCGACCAAGCUCCAUCGACAGCGGGCACCAGUCCUUGGAUCGAGGGGCCAAGAAGGGCAGCGCCGCUGGCACCCCCAUCAAGGUGCCCCCUCCGGUCGCCCCAAAGAUGAAACGCCCCGGUGCCUUUGGGAAUAUCCCACCCAACAGCGAUGAAGAGAACAGCAGCGAUAAGAUCCUCGACGAGUUCCUGGACGACCAGUUCACCCCGCUCGUCCCAGCAUCAGAGAUUUCUUCCUACACGUACACCGUCUCUCCCUCCAGCACUCCCCCGAACCCAAGGAGGGCUGCACCCAUACUAAACUCCUCCUAUGACGUGACUCCACAGGAUAUUGAUGUUUCAGGGAUGUCUGGGACCAGCGAAUCACUACAAGAGAAUGAUCUAUCAUCUGAACAGUGGGAAGCCAGUGAUGUAAUGACAACAAACCUUUGAGGAACCCUUCCAGAUGUUACGAUUUAAUCAUGCUGCAAGUCUAUUGCAGGAUGCUUUUAAACAGAUUGAAUUCUUGAAAUGCAGCAAUUUUAUAAAUGUCUCUUCAUCUGGAUAAAUUCUAAUAAGCACUUUUCUGUGCAUUAAAAAUGAUCUCUGUUUGCUCAAUUGAAGGUCUUUAUAACAAGAGCAUUCCUAAUAGUUUGUGAGGGGAAAUUCCCUUGUAAAUUCCUUUGUGCCUGACACUUGACAAUAGACCUAUAGGACCCAUUUCACAAAGCCUUAUUUCAAUGACAAAUGGCAAAAAUCAGUGACAAAUCUGCUGAUAACCAAACAGAAGCAAGGGUUUCAGUAGCUUAAAACAAAAACUGUCAUUUGUCACUGAUGACAAGUUUUGUGAAAUAUUAUUGCAUGUUUCAUGAAAAAAGAGCUUCUCCAUUACAGAGGAACUAGUUCAUGGUUGUAAAACCAUUUCAUUUGUAUUCCUCUUUGUAUUAAGCAGCAGAGUAUGUUACUGAUAUGAAUAUACCUAACUGUAUUUUAAACAGGGUCAUAAUUCACUAAUUUCUUUAUUUGUAGCAUUACAAAAUAAAUCAAGAAUAGGUAUUUAUCUUGAGAAGAAAUUAAGACCAAGUUUACACCAUACAUUCGCAGUGCCAUUUAGGUUAGUGCAAUAAGUAUCUUUCAUAGCAGUGACUAUUAAAUAGAUAAAAGAAUGAGGAAAUUCUAAGAAAUUCAUGAUAUAUUAAAU
This is a messenger RNA of Strongylocentrotus purpuratus (purple sea urchin), 3370 nucleotides long. Its product is annotated as cadherin-23. Lineage: Eukaryota; Metazoa; Echinodermata; Echinoidea; Camarodonta; Strongylocentrotidae. The transcript has 16 exons. Gene Ontology annotation, cellular component: plasma membrane. The record is from RefSeq and is a predicted model, not a curated record. The coding region runs from base 1 to 2622 and encodes 873 amino acids. Gene Ontology annotation, molecular function: calcium ion binding. Gene Ontology annotation, biological process: homophilic cell-cell adhesion.